This is a messenger RNA of Alternaria arborescens, 1545 nucleotides long. RefSeq lists its product as hypothetical. Bases 1 to 1545 code for a protein of 514 amino acids. The transcript is spliced from 2 exons. NCBI's taxonomy places the organism in Eukaryota, Fungi, Ascomycota, Dothideomycetes, Pleosporales, Pleosporaceae. The record is from RefSeq and is a predicted model, not a curated record.
AUGGCAAAGGCAGCACAAGGACCUCCAUAUCCUCCCAUGGUAUGGCCAUCAGGCGGUCCUCCGAUCAAGCGCAUCGACAUUCCAGCUCAAACAAUUUUCAUGUUCUUCUUCAUGAUUGGAGCGGGGGUACACAUGAAAAUAUUCCGGAAAAAUAGAGCACGAGGACAUAAAUUUCUGGCAAACAUCUUCAUCUUCGGCUUUUGCAUGGAGCGCAUACUCACAUCGAUACUACGACUCGCAUCAGUUUCGAACCCAACGAACGUUCGACUUGCCAUCGCUGCACAAAUCUUCGUCUCCGCAGGUGUUCUCAUCCUAUUCGUCAUCAAUAUCGUUUUCGCAAUACGUCUAGUGAGAUCGACGCAUCCAUCAGUGGGCUGGCAUCCUGCUUUUGGAAUCGCAUUCAAGGUCCUUUACGUAUUGAUUGGUCUAACACUUGUCGCUGUCAUUACGGCCACCGUCCAGAGCUUCUAUACCCUCAAUCCAAACACUCGAGCUACCGACCGCAGCUUUCAGCAAUACGGCGCAACAUUUCUUGCAAUCGUCGCGAUACUGCCUUUACCGAUUACGAUGCUCACACUGCUCAUUCCCUACUCACCACUUGACCGCUUCGGCAUCGGCCGUCUCCGUACAAAAGUCAUAGUUCUACUGAUUAGCACAACGCUCCUCUCCAUUGGCGCAUGGUUUCGCUGUGGCGUUACCUUCCAAGCACCAGUUCCACGGUCGCAACCUCUACCAGGAUAUCUCGGCAAGGCACCAUUCUACAUCUUCAACUUUCUCGUCGAAAUCCAGACUGUGCUCAUGUAUGCCAUACUUCGCAUAGAUCUCCGCUGGCACGUUCCUGAUGGCGCAAAGGGGCCAGGUAGCUAUGCUAGACCACAGAUGCACGACGUGGAAAUGCAAGAUUCGAGACCUACAUCCUCGGAUAGUGUACAAGACGAUAAGAGAUCCCUGAAGACUAUCAGCGAGGAAGAAGAGAAAGAAAUCAAUGACGAGAAGGUUGAAGAGCUCGCUGCACCCAGGAUCAUAGAGAUUGACCUUGGAAACUCUUCACGUAGCUCGCUCGCGCCGCCAGACAUGGAGGUACGCAGGAGUUCAGCCCGUAGCUCUCUUGUACCACCAAAAGCGACAGACAGGUCAGCACGUAGCUCUGUCAUCUCUCAACGCCUGUCUUCUUUCAUCAGCAAAUCCACCAGUACACUGGCCACGUUUGCAACGGCAGAACAGAAGCAGCGAUGGCGCGAAAGCGAAGAGGGAAGAAUAAUUAGGAGAUUGGGUGGACCAUGGCAGCAACUCCCUAGUCCUACUGAGUCGGCUUUUAGCAUCAGCAGGAGUCCGACGAGGAGCGUUUUUAGUCGUACUACAGGAGACGAACUGGAACCACCUCAACCAGCAUACCACCAACGGAGCGGUAGCGGUGCGCCCAGCAUACCAGAUGUUGUUAGCGAGGGCGGAUGGACGCCGAGAAUCGAGUGGGAAUUCCGCAGUCCCAGACGUUUUCUCAGCUUGAAGAAGAGGAGUAUGAUCGGUUUGCAGCUUCCUAAAUGA